AUGUGUCGCUGGUUCGCUUACCUGGGCGAUGAGGCCCAGCUGCUCGAAGAUUUGGUCAUUCGGCCGCGCCACGCCAUCGUGAAGCAAGUGGACGAACACUUCCUUCCGGCUGGCCAUUCUACGGUCGAACCGUUUCUUGGGGAACUUCAAGUCGCCCCCUUGGCGGCCAAUGAUGCCGGCUCACCGAAUCCAUUAACAAACAUGGACGGAUUCGGCCUCGGGUGGUAUACCUCGUGUGAGUGCGAGUUCAAUCCGUACAUUGACCCCAAGUGGCCCGAGUCUCUUCGCCCAGUAGUGUACAAAAACACUCGACCUCCGCUCAACGAUUUGGUCCUCAAGAGCAUCGUCCGAGGGACCAGCAGCAAUGCCGUUCUCGCCCAUAUCCGCGCAGCGCCGGGCCUGACGCCAGUCGUAGAGACCAACUGUCACCCCUUUGCUUUUGGUCGUCACCUGUUCGCCCACAAUGGCAUUCUUGGGUCGUUUCCACGGAUUCGUACGGCAAUUUUGCAGUAUCUUCCAUUGAGAUACCAGCAGGCCAUUGUGGGGACCACAGAUGCCGAGCACAUGGCGGCCGUGUACUUUUUCAUCCUGUGUGGCAAGGAUGGCGACUGGGAGUCCGUUUAUGAUGCUGGAGAAAUGGCCACGGCGAUGCGGGAGACGAUUAUCAUCCUCGAGAAGUUGCAGACCGAGUUUGGGCCGCCAAGCCGAGAGGCCAACACACUCAACCUUGUUGUCAUGUCGGGCAGCUCGCUUGUCGCUUUACGGUACGCCAGUCCGGAGGGACUGGAACCGCCGAGUUUGUACUACUCGACGACGGCUGGAGCAACCCUGAACCGCAAGUACAAGGGAUUUCCGAGCGACGAGAGUGACUCGGCCGACGGGGCUAACAGGGAUGCUGAGGACGACGGGCGGCUAGAGAAGAAGAAGCAUGGCGAGCACGUUGUGGUAGCCAGCGAGCCCAGCACCUUCAAUCAGAGUGAGUGGGAGCUUAUCAAACCAUCUCAGAUGGUUGUGUCUGAAUUGAAUACCGGUGCUUAUCUUGAGCUUCUGUAG
Messenger RNA from Colletotrichum orchidophilum, 1053 nucleotides. Its product is annotated as glutamine amidotransferase class-II. Bases 1 to 1053 code for a protein of 350 amino acids. NCBI's taxonomy places the organism in Eukaryota, Fungi, Ascomycota, Sordariomycetes, Glomerellales, Glomerellaceae. The transcript has 2 exons. The record is from RefSeq and is a predicted model, not a curated record.